This is a messenger RNA of Phlebotomus argentipes, 1366 nucleotides long. RefSeq names its product U1 small nuclear ribonucleoprotein 70 kDa (gene snRNP-U1-70K). The record is from RefSeq and is a predicted model, not a curated record. Gene Ontology annotation, molecular function: U1 snRNA binding; mRNA binding. Gene Ontology annotation, biological process: mRNA splicing, via spliceosome. Gene Ontology annotation, cellular component: U1 snRNP; precatalytic spliceosome; U2-type prespliceosome. Bases 132 to 1277 code for a protein of 381 amino acids. NCBI's taxonomy places the organism in Eukaryota, Metazoa, Arthropoda, Insecta, Diptera, Psychodidae. The transcript is spliced from 7 exons.
GCAUCAAAAUAGGGUUUUGUGUUGCCUUUUCACGCAUUUUUACCCCAUUUCUCAGGUGAAAAGUGCCCCUUUCCACGCGAAAAACGUGAACACAAGUGCUCGAGAGUCCUUUGGAUCUGGUGUGAGGCGCCAUGACGCAGUAUUUACCGCCGAAUUUGCUGGCUCUGUUCGCCCCACGCGAGCCAAUUCCCUUCCUGCCGCCUCCGGAUAAGCUGCCCCAUGAGAAGAAGUCGCGGGGCUACAUUGGCGUGGGGGCUUUUCUGCAGUUCUUCGAGGACCCCAAUGACACUCCGCCGCCGACUCGGGUGGAGACGCGCGAAGAACGGAUGGAGAGACGUCGCCGGGAGAAGGCUGAGCAGGUGGCGUACAAGUUGGAGAGGGAGAUCGCCCUGUGGGAUCCCCACCAGGUGAAGCACGCCACGGAAGAUCCCUUCCGGACGCUGUUCGUCUCAAGAAUUAACUACGAUACAUCAGAGUCAAAGUUGAGACGUGAAUUUGAGGUUUACGGCCCAAUAAAGAAGAUUAUCUUGAUUCACAACACAGAAGAUGGUCGACCACGAGGUUACGCUUUUAUUGAAUACGAACAUGAACGGGACAUGCACUCCGCUUAUAAACACGCUGAUGGUAAGAAAAUUGAUGGGAAGCGCGUGUUGGUGGAUGUUGAGAGGGCCAGGACGGUGAAAGGAUGGCUGCCCCGUCGCUUGGGUGGCGGACUUGGAGGAACGCGCCGCGGAGGACCAGACGUGAAUAUCAAGCAUUCGGGACGGGAGGACAAUGAACGCGAGCGGGAGCGCUAUCGCAUGGAGCGUGAGAAGGAGGAGCGCGAUCGUCGCGAUCGAGACAGAUUCGAGAGGCGUCGCAGUCGAUCUCGUGAGCGCGUUCCACGUGAGCGUGAGCGAUCGCGGCACAGGAGUCGAUCGCGUGAGCGCAGGAAGCGUCGCAGCAGAGACAGGAGCGACUAUGAGGACAUGGAGCGCGAUAGGAUGCGCGAUCGCGAUCGUCGUGAUCGCGAGAAGAAGCGCAAGAGGUCGCGAUCACGCGACCGCGACAGGGCGGACAGGAAGAGGGACAAGCGUGACAAAGAUCGCGAUCGUGAUCGCAAGGAGAGGAAGCCAGAGUUCCGAGAAGGAGACAUCAAGAUCAAGGAGGAGCCACUCGAUGAUUAUCCUGAUUACUCGGCACAGUACGCGAAUUACCAAAAUGACGUGAAGUAUGAAGAGGACGAGGAAAAAUAUCGUAUCCCGGAAAAUGGACAGUCGUACAGCCAGAGUGACUGAGAAACGAGCGAGUGGAGUAGAAUUGUGAAAAAUUAUACUUAAAAUUGUAAUAUUUGGCAAUGAAUUGAGCAAAUAAAUUCAGAUUUCGC